Messenger RNA from Cuscuta campestris, 1412 nucleotides. Lineage: Eukaryota; Viridiplantae; Streptophyta; Magnoliopsida; Solanales; Convolvulaceae. The record is from the annotation of a GenBank genome assembly.
CCAAGAUCUGAAAUCAGUUGUACCGGGUAUCUUGUCUAGUCGUUUGAGAUGGCAGAAGAUGGGAAGUUCCGAAUUGAGAAGUUCGAUGGUACAGAUUUCAGUUGGUGGAAGAUGCAAAUUGAAGAUUUGCUGGUUCAGAAAGAUUUGGACGUGGUAUUGGGUGACAAGCCAGAAAAGAUGUCGGAUGCAGAUUGGGCAGCGGUUACCGGUUCAGUGGGACCUGAUGGAUUCACCUUUGAUCAGAUUCGAGAUCUCGUUCUUGGCGAGGAUGUCAGAAGAAAGAGUUCGGGGGAGUCAUCUGGUGAAUUGCUUCAUGUUGGUAGAGGCAGAAAAAAUAACAGAGGUAGUGGGAGCAGGAACAGACAAAGGAGUCAGUCGAAGACUCGUGACAGCUCAGGUGUAACGUGCUGGAAGUGCAAGGAGGUGGGGCAUUAUAGGAAUCAAUGCCCGAAUGACAAGAAAGUGAACAUUGCUGAAGGCUCCGCGAGUGAUGAAGAGGUCCUUCUUACUUGUUGUGCGGAGAGCAAUGUGGAUUCCUGGGUCAUGGAUUCUGGUGCUUCAUUUCAUGCUACCCACAGCGGUGAAGUAUUACAGAAUCUGGUUGUUGGAGACUUUGGAAAGGUACGACUUGCAGACGAUAGGGCUCUUGAGGUGACGGGCAUGGGUGACAUGGUGUUGAAGACCUCAGUCGGUCUUUGGACUUUGAAGGAUGUCAGAGUGGUUCCAGCCUUGAAGAAAAGUUUGAUUUCUGUCAGGCAGUUGGACGAACAGGGACACGAGGUGAAGUUCAGAGAUGGGCAGUGGAAGGUUGUGAAGGGAAAUCUUGUCAUGGCCCGCGGAAGGAAGAGUGGUUCGUUGUAUAUGGUCGAGUUACCAUCUGAGGGAGUGACCGCCCCAGUUCAAAAGAGAAACAAAGUCCGGUUCACAGAGUCUCGUGGGCAGAAUAAGGUUGUCUAUGCAAGAGAGAAACCUAGAGCCACAGGUCAGACUCAGGAUGAACGAGCGUGGAAAGGUUCAAGGGGGCCAGUCAGAGGUAUUUAUGGCAGUGGGAGCUCAAGAGGUGCUUCAGCCAAGUUACCUAGAAGACAGUGGGUCAGGAGAACCAGUAUUCUAGCUGUUGGAACAUCUCCAGAAAAUUUCAGGAGAACCAGUAUUCUAGCUGUUGGAACAUCUCCAGAAAAUUUCUUGCUGAGUACGGAGAGUGUUUGUUCUCAAUAUGUUCUAGGAUCCGGCAGUGUGCGUCUGCAGUGGGAGCCGGUAGGGACCGAGGACGAGUCAGGGACAGAUUUUGCCGUGACUGAUGUGUUGGAGCUUGGGAGAGCUUCAACGGGCCUUUCAGUUGUCUGAUGAUAGGGCCGCUGUAACAGGAGAGCUGAGGAAGAUUACUCGAUGUACAGGCAAUCGUGGUGGAU